AUGGACCCUCUCGUCACUCACACCGUCGGCAAAGAGAUCGUCGACCUGGUCCUCGACCGCAUCCGCAAGCUCGCCGACAACUGCACCGGCCUGCAGGGCUUCUUCGCCUUCAACGCCAUGGGCGGCGGCACCGGCUCCGGCCUGGGCGCCCUCCUCCUCGAGCGGCUCUCGGUCGACUACGGCCGCAAGUCCAAGGUCUCCUUCACCAUCUACCCGGCGCCGCAGGUCUCGACCGCCGUCGUCGAGCCGUACAACUGCGUCCUCUCGACGCACACGCUGCUCGAGCACACGGACGUCACAUUCAUGGUCGACAACGAGGCGCUGUACGACAUCUGCCGCCGCAACCUCGACGUCGAGCGCCCGACGUACACCAACCUUAACCGCCUCACCGCCCAGAUCAUCUCGUCCAUGACCGCCUCGCUCCGCUUCGACGGCGCGCUCAACGUCGACCUGACCGAGUUCCAGACGAACCUGGUGCCUUACCCGCGCAUCCACCUGGCCAUCGCCUCCUUCGCGCCCAUCAUCUCGGCCGAGAAGGCGUACCACGAGCAGCUCUCCGUCUCCGAGAUCACCAAUGCCGUCUUCGAGCCCGCCUCGAUGCUCGUCAAGGUCGACCCGCGCCACGGCAAGUACAUGGCGUGCUGCCUCAUGUACCGCGGCGACGUGGUGCCCAAGGACGUCAACUCCGCCGUGGCGACCAUAAAGACGAAGCGCACGGUCCAGUUCGUCGACUGGUGCCCGACUGGCUUCAAGUGCGGCAUCAACUACCAGCCGCCCACGGUCGUGCCGGGCGGCGACCUCGCCAAGGUGAUGCGCGCCGUCACGAUGAUGUCCAACUCGACGUGCAUCGCCGAGCUCUACUCGCGCAUCGACCACAAGUUCGACCUCAUGUACGCCAAGCGCGCCUUUGUGCACUGGUACGUCGGCGAGGGCAUGGAGGAGGGCGAGUUCUCCGAGGCGCGCGAGGACAUGGCCGCACUGGAGAAGGACUACGAGGAGGUCGGUGCAGAGUCGGCUGAGGGCGAGGGCGAGGAGGAGGGAGAGGAGUACUAG
Molecule: messenger RNA, 1053 nt
Organism: Emiliania huxleyi CCMP1516
Lineage: Eukaryota; Haptophyta; Isochrysidales; Noelaerhabdaceae
Product: alpha-tubulin
Exons: 3
Coding region: 1-1053 (350 amino acids)
Biological process (GO): mitotic cell cycle; microtubule cytoskeleton organization
Cellular component (GO): microtubule; cytoplasm
Molecular function (GO): GTP binding; structural constituent of cytoskeleton
Source: RefSeq, a predicted model, not a curated record